AUGCGCCAUUCAAAAAGUUACUUUGUUUGCAUUGCAUUCAGGAACAAUAAACAAUUGCAUGGUGGUAAAAAAAAAAAUCUCUAUUUUAACAGUACUGCAUAUAUUUACAUUUUCCAGGGUUUCUUCCUUACUGUCUCUCCUGAGGCCAUCCUUAAGGUUGCCACACAGUCCACUGAAAACAACAAGAUCUUCUGCAUGAACCUUUCGGCACCCUUCAUCAGUCAGUUCUUUAAGGAGCCCCUUAUGAAAGUCAUGCCUUAUGUGGACAUUCUUUUUGGGAAUGAAACGGAAGCUGCUACAUUUGCCAGGGAACAAGGAUUUGAGACUGAAGAUAUAAAGGAAAUCGCCAGAAAGGCUCAGGCUCUUCCAAAGGUGAACUCGAAAAGGCCAAGGGUUAUUGUAUUUACACAAGGAAAUGAGGAUACCAUAAUGGCAACAGUGGAUGAAGUUGUGGCAUUCCCCGUGUUAGAGAUUGACCAGAGUAAAAUAGUAGACACCAAUGGAGCUGGGGAUGCAUUUGUUGGAGGUUUUCUUUCGCAGUUGGUGUCUGACAAGGCUUUAGUAGAAUGUGUGCAUGCUGGUCACUAUUCUGCUAACGUGGUUAUCAGACGAGCUGGCUGCACUUUUCCAGAGAAACCGGACUUCAAAUUAUGA
This is a messenger RNA of Staurois parvus, 654 nucleotides long. NCBI's taxonomy places the organism in Eukaryota, Metazoa, Chordata, Amphibia, Anura, Ranidae. The record is from the annotation of a GenBank genome assembly.